UCUUGAUGUUCCGGUCUCCCGGUUCCCGGUUCCCCGUCGCCGACCACCGAGCAGCGGCGGCCGCCCCGGAGGAGCCGCCGACCCCCCGGGCCGGAAGAAUAAUGGACGAGACCCGUCAGUAGAACCCGACCAAGACCUGGACGACUCCUCCAACUGAUGGAGGGAAGAGACGACGCCCAGCCGGACGAGCUGGGAGGAGGAGGAGGAGGAGGAGCGAACCCGCUCGCUGCUGCUUCCCGCGACAGCAAAGGGGCGGAGCCUCUUGCGAGCCCCGCCUCCGACUCUCCGGGAGGCGCCGCGCUCAAAGUGGCCGCCGCCGUGCUGCACCCGGUGUGCCUGGGCGACGGCCCGCUGAUGCUGCCCAUCCACCUCCAGGUGGGCGGAGCCACCGGCGCCCAGCUGGGCCAGAUGGGGGCGGCGCCGUACCUGAUAGCGAGCCAGACCCCGGUGUCCCUCCCGCUGGUCCUGGCCGCCGGCGGCCCCCGGCUCCAGGCCGACGUCCUGUGUCAGAACCCGUUCGCCUCGCCGCCGCCGCUCGACCACAAGACGGCGGGCCAGACGCAGGACGCCAACCUGCUCUCGCUGCUGCAGAACCCGGCGUUCGCCGCCAUCCUGCAGGACCUCUUCCCGCCCCAGGCCGGCGCCGCCUCCGCCUGCCAGUCGCCGGGCUCCGCCUUCUUCCCGCUCCCUCCCCUCGCGCCCUCCUACGCCUCCCCUCUGGCGCCCCUGGUGCCCCCCGCCACGCUCCUCGUCCCGUACCCGGUCAUCAUCCCGCUGCCGGUGCCGCUGCCGCUGCCGCUGCCGGUCCCGGUCCCCGCCCCCCCGGCCGAGGACUCCAAGGGGAACAUGCCGAAACCCGUUUGCACCGCGAGUAAAAGCACGCAGACGUCUCCUCGGGACGCCGCCUCCCCCCCGGCCGCGCGGCGCCUCGGGCCUUCGCUCGCGCCGCGCCACGCGCCGCCGCCGCCGUCCUCGCUGCCCGGCGACGACGGCCAGGCGCUGGACCUCUCGGUGCGGGCGUGCCCGGUGGUCCUGAAGCAGGAGGACCCGGGCCCGCAGCAGGACGACGUGCUGGACCUGUCGGUGCCGGUGAGGAGGAAGUGCGUCCAGUCCGACGGGGGCGUGUCUUUUCGCGGCGGUCCGGGCGGCGCCGCCUCUCUGUCUCUGGGCGUGGACUCCAAGCUCCUGGGCGGUCUGGCGUCGCUGGACUUCAGCCGGCAGCACCGGUGGGCGGUGGGCGGCGCCGCGGGCGGGUCCGGCGCCCUCGGCCAGCAGAGCGCCGCCGGAAACCCGGAGGCGGCCAAGGUCAUCGUCUCGGUGAAGGACGCCAUCCCCGCCGUCCUCUGCGGGAAGAUCAAAGGCCUCUCGGGCGUCUCCACCAAGAACUUUUCCAUCAAGCGGGACGGCGGCCAGGCGGCGGCGGCGGCGGCGUCCCUGCAGCAGCUGUACGGCGUGCCGGUGGCGGCGCACGACCCCGACGACCCGCAGAAGAAGCUGCCCAAGAACAGGACCAUCAAACUGAAGAAGGUCGGCUCAGAGAUCCACUUCCUCCCCAUCAAGAAGCAGAGACUGGCGGCGCUGCUCCCCAGGAAGUGAGAGCGGGGAGGGGGCGGGGCUUAGGGCCGAGAGGGGGCGGGGCUUCGGACCUUCUGUCAUUCACUGAGGUCAUGAAUGUCUCAGAGAUGCUUUCUGACUUCCUGUUUGUUUGUGACGCACUGAUCCACACUGGGAACCAAGGGUUGUUGUUGUUGUUGUUGUUGUUGUUGUCUGCUAGCUUAAAGGGACAGUACCCAUGUUUCUAUGAGCUUCUUCUCCUCCAGAGACUAUAUUUAUAACGUCUCCUCUGACUCCUGAACUAAACCUUUAAGACAAACAGACUCCGCCCCCUGCAGAAGAGCCUCCCCCUCACCCGCCGGUCCCUCUCCUGGUCCUCGUGGCUUUGAAGACGUCUUUUAUAAACCAGGUGUUUUGGGAUCAUGUUUUAGUUUAAAACCUCACCUGAAGCUUCAUGUGGUCACUGCUCAGCAGGUUUCCUCUCUUCUGAUUGGUCUGAGCUCCCUGAAGAAACAUGCGAGCGAAGAGGUCAGCGAGCAUGAAGCUCCAGAACCUCGAACGGACUCAUGCAGGUUCUCAUGAGGACCAGAAGGUCCUGCUGGUCUUCUUCAGGUCCUUUAGAUCAACUGGUCGGUCUCUUCUUGAAGUUCAUUUAUUUAAAACAUCUUCUGUUCCUCCAUGAUGACCAGAGUCACUCAACCAGAGGAGACCAGUGAAGGUCUGGAGGACCAGAUGAGGACCAGAGGAGGACCAGAGGAGACCUGUGAAGGUCUGGAGGACCAGAGGAGGACCAGAGGAGGACCAGAUGAGGACCAGAGGAGGACCAGAGGAGACCUGUGAAGGUCUGGAGGACCAGAGGAGGACCAGAGGAGACCUGUGAAGGUCUGGAGGACCAGAGGAGGACCAGAGGAGGACCAGAGGAGACCUGUGAAGGUCUGGAGGACCAGAGGAGGACCAGAUGAGGACCAGAGGAGACCUGUGAAGGUCUGGAGGACCAGAGGAGGACCAGAGGAGGACCAGAGGAGACCUGUGAAGGUCUGGAGGACCAGAGGAGGACCAGAUGAGGACCAGAUGAGGACCAGAGGAGGACCAGAGGAGACCUGUGAAGGUCUGGAGGACCAGAGGAGGACCAGAGGAGACCUGUGAAGGUCUGGAGGACCAGAGGAGGACCAGAUGAGGACCAGAGGAGACCUGUGAAGGUCUGGAGGACCAGAUGAGGACCAGAGGAGACCUGUGAAGGUCUGGAGGACCAGAGGAGGGACAGACCUUCUUUAUUUAUACUCAUGCACCUCCUCCUCUUCCGCCUGUGUUGUUGAACGUGGGUCGAACAGGUUCCUCUAACGUAUUCACGUGUUAUUUAUCUGAAGCUCCAGAGGUCAGAGGUCAGGUGUGUGUACAGUUUGUGUUUCAAGUGAACUUAAACAUCUCCGUGUCUCUGUUGUAUUUAUCUCUCUAAACGUGUUUGUGUUGAUGGCAGUGGUUUCACAUCAGAGAAACAUUUUAUGAAUUUACUCGUUGAAAAAGUUCUGAUAAAAAAAUUGUCAGCAUUAAAAAACUGAAAUAAAUAUGUUUUACUCUGCUAAUAAUUGCACAAAAGAAGAAGAAGCA
Pseudoliparis swirei is the source of this 3162-nucleotide messenger RNA. RefSeq names its product retinoic acid-induced protein 2-like. Gene Ontology annotation, cellular component: nucleus. The transcript has 2 exons. The coding region runs from base 157 to 1596 and encodes 479 amino acids. Gene Ontology annotation, biological process: animal organ development. The record is from RefSeq and is a predicted model, not a curated record. NCBI's taxonomy places the organism in Eukaryota, Metazoa, Chordata, Actinopteri, Perciformes, Liparidae.